Molecule: messenger RNA, 3959 nt
Organism: Electrophorus electricus (electric eel)
Lineage: Eukaryota; Metazoa; Chordata; Actinopteri; Gymnotiformes; Gymnotidae
Gene: tax1bp1a
Product: Tax1 (human T-cell leukemia virus type I) binding protein 1a
Source: RefSeq, a predicted model, not a curated record
AAGAUUCCCACACGGUUAUGUUGACAACCGGCGAAGCUGCUGUGAGUCGUAGCGUUUGACAGCCAGCAGUUUAGCUGAAACAAUUCGUAGAGCUUCGGAAACUAUGGACCACAGGUAGACAGAUAGAUACAAUUGUCCAUGAUGUCAUCAGCCUGUGACACAGCAGGGUGUGGAGGGGGAGGUGGGGGCUCAGAGAUGUCCAACUUUGCCCACGUGAUCUUCCAGAAUGUUGGGAAGAGCUUUCUGCCUCAGACAGCUCUGGAAUGUCGCUACACACUCACACCUUUCAUCACUCCAAACCCAAAAGACUGGGUUGGCAUCUUUAAGGUGGGAUGGAGCAGUGCCCGUGACUACUACACAUUCUUGUGGUCUCCUAUGCCAGAGAACUACACUGAAGCCUCCAGCGUGCAUAGAACUCUUGUCUUCCAGGGUUACUAUGUUCCCCGUAGCGAUGGCGAGUUUUAUCAGUUUUGUUACGUUACCCACACGGGCGAAAUCAGAGGAGCCAGCACUCCCUUCCAGUUCCGUCCAGCCACACCCACUGGGGAGGAGCUUCUGGCUGUGGAGGAUGAUGGGAACUCUGACAUACUGGUGGUUACAACCAAAACUGGCCUUCUGGAGCAGUGUGUGGAGGAGGUGCAGCAGGAAUGCAGGGAGCUGCAGGCAGCGGUGCGUCUCCUCACACAGGAGAGAGACCAGCUCCGGGAGGAGCAAAGAAGACACAGCCAGGAGGUGCAGCAUGGGCUGUGGGAAGAGGCUCAGGCUAGAGUGAGACAGCUGGAGCAGGACCUGCUGGCAGUCACACAGAGAGCUGUGCUCAAAGAGACAGAGCUGGACUGCCUGAGAGACAAGCUGCAGAAGGUGAUGUCUGAGAGGGAUGUCCUGCAGACGCAGCUAAAGAACCAAAGAGAAGAGAGAGAACUCUAUAAAUCCCACAUGCGCAGCGCUGAACUAGAGAACACUAAGCUGAGUGCAGAGCUACAGAUGUUAAAGGCUGUGGAGCUCAACCGUGAGGUGACCAUCGCCCAGUACGAGGAGGAGAUUCACAGACUCCGUGCAGAAAAAAACACACACAUGCACCUGGGGGACACAACUCUGAGGGAGCAGCUGCGUCAGGUGGAGGAGCAGCUCCAGGCCACAGGGCAGCAAGCAGCCAUGCUUGGCUCGGAGCUACGUGACACCACUGCCGGCCGGGACCGCACCAUGGCUGAGCUCCUCCGUGCCCGCCAGGAGGCCGACAUCCUGCGGGCCAGCCUCGGUGAUGCCCACCAGGAGACAAAUACCCUACGUGCCAGCCUGGCCGACACCCACGAGGAGUUCCGGCAGGCCCAGGACCAGCUACAGCAGUUGAAGAGCCAAGCAUUCCAGGAAACAGACAGGACUGUUGGAGGAGUGGGCGUGGCCUCUGAGCUAGAGGCAGAGCUGCAGAAGGAGGUGGAGGAGCUGAAGUUGAGGCUGCACAUGGCUGCAGGACACUACAAGGAGAAGUACAGGGAGUGCCAGCGUCUGCGCAGACAUGUGACCAAGCUCCAGCAGCAGGGGGAGUGCCAGACAAACGACGCAUCUACAGAGACCACUCAGGAGCCAAAAGCAGUCAAUACGGACUCACCUGAGGAGAAAGCUCAGAUAGAGGACUGUGCAGUUGAAGAGGGAGAAAGAGAAAGGGAUGAGGAAGAGGAAGACAAAACAGAAAAGAAUGAUGAAUAUGAAGAGGAGGAGCAUAGCAUGUCAGUGGAGAUGGAGCUGGCACAGAUGGAGGAAAGGUGGAGAGAGCAGUGCACCAUCAAUGAAAACCUGAAACUGCAGCUGGUCAAUGAAGAGCAACGAUUUAAGGCCCUGUUGGAUGCGAAAGACAGAGAGGUGACAGCACUGAGUGAGAGUCUUGCAGAGGUGACCAGAGAGAAGGAGAUUCUUGCCGAUGAGCUUCGAUCAUGCAUGAGCAGGGAGGGGGGGACUGGAGGCCAGAGGUCAGAGGUCAGGGAGCCUGUGUUGUUACAGUAUCCCGUGCCGUAUCCCCAGGACCCACCCCCACUUCCGCUGGUGCCCCAUCACCCUGCUGAGCUGCGGUAUGGAAACCCGUACUCUGCAGAGCAGACACGUGAUGGUGCAGAUGGGGCGCUGUCACCACAACAGACUUGCCAGCUCCCUCCUGUUGCCCUGCCUCUGUGGGCAGGGCCUGUUGUCUGCAGUCAGCCAUCACGAAGUCUUAGCCCCCCUGAUGGUUUGGAGAACCCUACUGAGGAGCGCCCUAGCGGAGGAGAUGGUGAGACCCCAGCAGUCUGUGAACAUCAGAGUCCAGAGUCCAAUGAGAACAGCACUAGCUUCUGCUUUGACACCAGGACUGACGUUCAUAAGCGCUGUCCUCUCUGUGAAGUGAUUUUCCCGCCGCACUUUGAGCAGCGCAGCUUCGAGCGUCACGUGGAGUCCCACUGGCGGGAGUGCCCUGUCUGUUCCGAGCAGUUCCCGCUGGACUGCCAGCAGCGUCUGUACGAGAAACACGUACUCACACACUUCGACGGCAAUGUGCUAAACUUCGACAACUUUGACUAGACCGGAGCAGACCUCCCAAGUCGUCACGUCAUCGCCUGCUUUUAUCACAACCAGACUUCACACAGGAGACAGAGUAGCUUAAAUAUUUGGUUCGGCACUUUUUAAUGAUGUCACUUGGCUGUGUGCUAAUGGUCGCAUGUUUUUGUCAUUACUAGGAUUUACCAAACAGAAUGUUUGUUUGAUUUGCACAUACACAGACGUGUGACUCAGAUGUCCAGACUUGUAAAGGCACAGUAAAUUUUUUACCAGGUGUCAAACUUUAUCCUUUUAACAGAUUACGUUGUUUUUUUUUUUCUUGUUUUGUUUUUUUUGGGGUUAUGUUUGACUAGUUAGAAGGUAUAUGAAGCUGCUAUAAGAUGUGGUUGCACUGUCAACAAUAGUAAAUGAUAGCUAAUGGCUUUAUGUGUAAACAUAAAAAAGAUCGCUAAUGGCUUUACUUUAUGUAUAAACAUGCACUCGAAGAACAGGGGUUUAUUGCUACUCUUUGCCACUCAGUGGAUGUUUUCUGUAUUUGUUUUAUUGAUUUUUAUAUGAUUUAAAAUGAAAAAUGUAAUAACUUCAUUCUAUAUCUCUGGUCUUUAUAGUUUGUUGUGGCGUAUGACAGGAAUACCUGGUUUCACAAGUUUUAGAAGUUAAUGUCAAGGAAAAAAUACCCUAGACAGUCAGGAUUUCCAGUUUUCAUUCCAUUAUAUUUGAAGUGUCCAUAUUGGUUUGAAGGACCAAUAAUUCUAGUUUUACUGUACUACUUACCCUUGCCAAAAAUGAUGAAUAUCAUGAAUAAUGCUUAAGAAUGCUUUUGAAGUUUUGAACAUUGUCAGUCUGAUACUAUAACAAACAGGCUGUACAAUUCAAAUAUCACAUAUUUCCUGAUAAAAGACCAAAAAUCUGUGCCAUACACCAGUGAAUUCUAAAGGUCUUGGGGGGUUUUAUCCUGACAAGACAAAACUGGUGCUUUGAUUUCUAAGCGUGUGUGCUGUUACAUCUCGAUCACUGGCCAGAGUUGUAAUGUACUAUUGUCAGAUCUGAGAUGUGUUGUGAUUAUCUUGCUUCUUCAUUGUCCUCCAGCCACUAUCAGGGAUCGGUAGUGUACAAAAGUUCACAGUAUAUAUGGAUUCUUAAUUCUUAAAGAUAAUGCUAACUUGUAUCCAGAGCUUUGAAUCUUUUUGUCAUCAAUCCUUCCAAUUGAGAUUUAAAACACAUUCUGAAUUUUAGUUCUUGUUUUUAAAGUCUCUGACAGUGGUUCUCUUCCAAGUCCACAUAACCAUUGUGACAUUUAUCAGUGUAGUUUAAUAAUGUAAUGUUUGUCUGUUUAAAAUAUGUCAGGAUAAUCUAUGUUGAUUGCUCUGUGAAUGUGUAACAAGCUUGCUUUAUUUGCUAAUAAAGAUGUCUUCAGGUUCUAUGAAGUGUCA